AGCUCCGCCCCACGCUUGCGCCAGCCCCGCCCCGAUCCCGGCUCGCAGGCUCCAGGGGCGGGGCGUGGCCGGGGCGCAGCGACGGGCGCGGAGGUCCGGCCGGGCGCGCGCGCCCCCGCCACACGCACGCCGGGCGUGCCAGUUUAUAAAGGGAGAGAGCAAGCAGCGAGUCUUGAAGCUCUGUCUGGUGCUUUGGAUCCGUUUCCAUCGGUCCUUACAGCCGCUUGUCAGACUCCAGCAGCCAAGAUGGUGAAGCAGAUCGAGAGCAAGACUGCUUUUCAGGAAGCCUUGGACGCUGCAGGUGAUAAACUUGUAGUAGUUGACUUCUCAGCCACGUGGUGUGGGCCUUGCAAAAUGAUCAAGCCUUUCUUUCAUUCCCUCUCUGAAAAGUAUUCCAACGUGAUAUUCCUUGAAGUAGAUGUGGAUGACUGUCAGGAUGUUGCUUCAGAGUGUGAAGUCAAAUGCAUGCCAACAUUCCAGUUUUUUAAGAAGGGACAAAAGGUGGGUGAAUUUUCUGGAGCCAAUAAGGAAAAGCUUGAAGCCACCAUUAAUGAAUUAGUCUAAUCAUGUUUUCUGAAAACAUAACCAGCCAUUGGCUAUUUAAAACUUGUAAUUUUUUUAAUUUACAAAAAUAUAAAAUAUGAAGACAUAAACCCAGUUGCCAUCUGCGUGACAAUAAAACAUUAAUUCUAACACUUUUUAAAA
Molecule: messenger RNA, 705 nt
Organism: Gorilla gorilla gorilla (western lowland gorilla)
Lineage: Eukaryota; Metazoa; Chordata; Mammalia; Primates; Hominidae
Gene: TXN
Product: thioredoxin
Exons: 5
Coding region: 247-564 (105 amino acids)
Molecular function (GO): protein-disulfide reductase activity
Source: RefSeq, a predicted model, not a curated record